AUGAGAAGUUUACUGAACGAUCUAUCGAAAUAUUUGCCAUUUCGAUCAAUUUUAUUAAAAUACUCAGUAAACGAUCUGAUUAUUCUCAAUAGUACACAUUUACCAAGACUAAUCGAUAUAUCGAACUCCGCUCUGAUCAUUGAUUUAAACACGAUAACUAUCACAGGAUGCCAUACUAUACUAAAUGAGAUUCGUAAUCAUCUCUUAUGGAUUGAUCAUCAACAAAGCCGACAGACUGAUUUUGACGAUGAAACAAACGAAGAAUGGGCAAAGUUAAUCCGACCGAUGAAUCACACCACAACGUUUGGCUAUCUACUUGGUUAUCCAAUUGUUUAUUAUUAUGCGUCAGAGACAUUAACGAAUGCCACGACAUUGAAAAAUUUUCGUUUAUAUGUGAAACUCGCUGAUCUUGAUGACGAGAUUUUACUCUAUUCAUUUUCCUCUCCAGUUCACGACAAUAUCAACGAGAAAACGGUUGACGAUGUUGUUAAUCUAUGGUUUUCUUCGUUGUCGCCGAAAAUGAAUUCAUCUGAUAUUGUCAAACAUUACCAUUUGGAACAUCAAACUAGAGAACAGGCAACAUGGUGUUUUUAG
Messenger RNA from Adineta ricciae, 594 nucleotides. NCBI's taxonomy places the organism in Eukaryota, Metazoa, Rotifera, Eurotatoria, Adinetida, Adinetidae. The record is from the annotation of a GenBank genome assembly.